ACUCUAACACGCGCAUUUCUGGCCUUGAAAAACUGCUUUGAAAGCUGCACUCACUUUACUCUCUGUACCUUAUUUAUUACAUCCGCAAUGAAUAUACAAAUUGAUCUUGGUACGAUCCCGACAUCGCCGCUCUCGCCAGAAUGGGAAGUUCCCACAACGACUUCCAGCCCCUUCGAACCUUGCGGUCAUUCUUUUGUGUUUAAGAGUAGCGCAACAGAAACUGAGUUGGGCCGUACCAUAAAAGAGGUUGCAAUACAGUUCUCACAAUUCAUGGAGGAAGAUCCAUCCUUGGAAGCUACACAAGACUUUCUUCGGCACUGGAUAGACACAAGCACGAACAAGAUCCCGCCCAUGGUUCUCGAAUGGAUGGAAAAUUAUGAGGCAUGUGCUAUCGCUGCCGAAAAUUACCGCAUGGAUCUUAUUCAAGUUCUGCUGCGCUGCGGUUUCAAACUAGAUCAUACCGUAGUCUUCAAUCUGGUCGAAGCGGCCAAGAAGAGUGGCGAUAUUAUAGAGACACUCGAGUUUAUCACGGAGAAUGGGUGGGAUCUGAAUGCGCUGACUGGAGGGAUAGGAAAUAGGAGGCCAGUUCUAUGUCUGGUAGUUGAGGACGAAGCCGCCGUCAAGUGGUGUCUUGAUCGCGGAGCAGACCCCAACGGGAUGUCUGUACAUGGUGUGACGGUUCUUCAUUGUGCUGCUAGGAACGCAUCCCUGUCGACACUAAAGAUGCUGCUUAGCGCUGGCGGGGACAUUUCAGCAACGUCCCCUUCGAGCGGGAUUCUCGUCCACGCUGUUGCCUCUUAUCCUAAAAAACCAGAUCGACGUGUCAUCAUAGAAUAUCUUAUUAACCGCGUUGAUGUGAAUGCACUAUUCAUGCAACCCAAAGAGGGAUCCAAACGCUCUCACCUUCCAUGGGCAGGACAUCAAACAGCGUUACAUCUCGCAGUCAAUGACGGAAAUAGGGAUCUCGUAGAGUAUCUUCUCAAGCAUGGUGCAUCUACACAAUUGCGAGUCUUUGGUCCGGCUUCGCGCCACAAAUGGAUGAGUGUGGUGAGAUUGGCCGAUAGCCAUGGUCAUGAGAACCUGAGAGAUCUAUUGGAUGAUAGUGCGCCCGGGAAGACUUCUUCUGAGUAG
This is a messenger RNA of Periconia digitata, 1131 nucleotides long. The record is from the annotation of a GenBank genome assembly. Lineage: Eukaryota; Fungi; Ascomycota; Dothideomycetes; Pleosporales; Periconiaceae.